This is a messenger RNA of Epinephelus fuscoguttatus (brown-marbled grouper), 2627 nucleotides long. RefSeq names its product eukaryotic translation initiation factor 2D (gene eif2d). The transcript has 15 exons. NCBI's taxonomy places the organism in Eukaryota, Metazoa, Chordata, Actinopteri, Perciformes, Serranidae. Bases 178 to 1977 code for a protein of 599 amino acids. The record is from RefSeq and is a predicted model, not a curated record. Gene Ontology annotation, molecular function: translation initiation factor activity; RNA binding. Gene Ontology annotation, biological process: translational initiation; formation of translation preinitiation complex.
UAUACCCAGCGAGGUGUAGUAUAUAACUGUACAGCCAAAAUAAGAAACGUAGUGGGUUAUCUCGCUGCUGCAGAGCCGUUGUUUGAGAGUGUGUGUGCUGAUUUAUUAAAGACAGUGACAUUAUCUCGGUAGAGGACAUGCUGAAUUCACCACAGAAGCUGUUUAUUUCCUGAAAAGAUGUUUGCGAAACCGUUUCGUGUCAAAUCCAACACCGCAAUCAAAGGAUCAGACAGGCGGAAGCUCAAAGCUGACCUAUCUGCGGCCUUUCCUUCACUCUCUGCUGAUGAGCUGUCUGAGCUGGUCCCCAACAAAGAGGAACUGAAUGUAGUGAAGAUUUACGCACAUAAGGGAGAUGCCGUGACACUCUAUGUUCUUCACAAAAAUCCACUGUUCUUUGAACUGGAGAAACGACUUUAUCCUACAGUGUAUGUGCUUUGGCGUUACCCUGCUCUCCUGCCAACAUUUAGGACAUGGCCUCCUGUGCUUCAGAAGAUGAUCGGAGGGGCAGAUCUCAUGCUGCCAGGUGUGACGGUGCCUUCAAGUGGUCUCCCAGAUGUGAAACAGGGUGACUGCUGUGCUGUUACAUUAGUGAACAACAGAGCUCCUGUUGCAGUUGGCACUGCUGCAGUGUCCACAGGAGAGAUGCAGAGUUCGGGUAUGAAAGGAAGAGGAGUGUGUGUUCUCCACACAUACAUGGAUAAUCUCUGGGCUUUUGGGGACAAGUCAGGUCCUCCUUCUUUACCAGAUGCAGAGAGCAAAGGAGAAGGGGUGAACGGAGGGGAAUACGACGGUGAUGAGAUAGAGGAAGUGGAGGAGGAAGAGGAGGAGGUGGUGGUAGAGAAGUGUGCGGAGGAGGAGCAGAGUCCCAGUGAAAUGGUAACAGAUCAAGCCUGCUCUGUUAUUGAGGACCUGAGUCUGGCUGAGCAGGAGGAAGAGAAGGGUGAAAAGGGCGAUGAGGAAGAGGAGGGGAGCCAGGAUGACCAGAAAAUGCCCCAAGAGAUAAUGGACGCCCUGCUGUUGCAGUGUUUUCUCCAUGCUCUCAAGUGCAAGGUUAAGAAGUCGGAGCUCCCCCUGCUGACCAGCACAUUUCUCCGCAACCACAUGUUCUCCUGCUGCCCAAGUGGAAAGCAACUUGAUAUCAAAAAAUCCAGCUAUAAAAAGCUGUCAAAGUUUCUACAGGCCAUGCAGAAGCAGCAUAACCUUGUGCAAGUGAAGGAACUUACCAAGGGCGUGGAGAGCAUUGUGGAGGUGGACUGGAAAAAUCAAGAACUGCGCUCCUUUAAAGUUCCUGAGGACACUGUUGUUGAAACCGCUCCAGCGCAGGAUGGAGGGGAAGGAGAACUUCCGUACCAUCCACCUGGGAUCACAACUCUGUAUUCUGUGUCAGCUCGACUGGAGCCUCUCUUUCUGGAUGCAAAAAAGAGGAAAGGAACAGUACUGCAGCCUGCUGAAGUGAGACAUAUUGUCACAGAGUAUGUGAAGACAAAUGAACUGGUGGAUGAAAAUAAUAAGAAUUACGUGACCAUAAACCCUACUCUGUGUGACUGCUUGUUGGAGAAAUCGGAGUACCAGGAGGUCGAGUCUCUCAAGUGGGAUGACCUCUUUAGCAGGACGUUGGCAAGAAUGCAGCAGUGCUAUCAAGUUGUGUUCCCCGGACAAGCACCCAUAACAAAGAAGGGCCACAUUGAGCCCAUAGACAUCUCUGUGGCUUCUCGAGGCUCCAAUAAGAAGGUCACUCUUAUAAAGAACCUGGAAGUGUACGGUUUGGAUCCUGCUGUUGUGGCUACCGCUUUGCAGCACAGAGUCCAGGCCAGUUCAGUUUUACAGCCCAUCCCUGGAUCCAAGGACAAAGUCCUGGUCCAGAUCCAAGGAAACCAGAUUCAACAAGUUGGCAAUUUGCUGCUAGAUCAUUAUAAAAUUCCUCGAAAGUACAUCCAAGGACUAGACAAAGCUCCGAAAGGUGGCAAGAAGAAGUAACAUUUCAACCUGCUCUACCAACCACUUACUGUGGUUAAAGCUGCUUUACUGUAUGUAGACGCCAAUUCCAACUGUUGGCCAUUUGUGUAAUAAAAGUGGUUCAAUGUCAUCUUCUGAAGGUUGAUGAAUGAAGCCAUUUUGUUGUGUUUUGUUGUCCAAAACAACGUUACUCAAUGUAUUGGACUUAAUUUCUGCAGUGUUAGGUUGAUAUGUAAAACACAAUAACUGUUUGAGAAUCACAUGGUGCUGUCUUAAAAUUGUGUAUUCUGUGUUCAGCUUUUAACAAUAUAAAAACGUGCCUCACAAUGUAAAAAAUCGCGAAAUUUUACAAUUUUUAAAGGCCACUUUUGACAUUUAUUAGCAUUUUUUGACAGUGAACAAUGAAGAGAUGACAGGAAAUGAGAUGGUAGAGACAGGGAAUAACAGAUAAAAGGUACCUAGAUGUGGUUGUGCUUCCGGAUCUGUGCCCUAACUCAAGGGCCAGUAGCGCACCUUAAAUCAGCCAUUUUGAGUUCAUGCUAGGUGCAGUGGGACACCCAAAAGUCCAGGUAAAUGGUUCUAAUUCAACACAUUUAGUUUAAUUCAGUCAAAACACUGCAGUAAACGAAGAAACAUGGAAACAAUAAAGACUAGAGAACCUGUUUUAAAAA